AUGGCGAAACUCGCAACGCCAGUUUCUGGCUCCAAGACGCUGAACCCUGCCGCGCAUACCAAUGGACAUGCGCGAUCCGCUGCACUCGAAGCUGUGAGCGCACGACCACGGCACAAGCAACGCCGGCCUACCAAGCAAGCGUCUUACGAGCUCACCAACCAUGCCAAAGCCUACCUCGAGGGCGGUCAAUAUGCCAGCGGCUAUGACUUCCUCUAUAGCCUCCUCGCCGCGGGCACAAGCAUAUCGAGACCCGCGCAACCAUACAUAGGCUUUCUCGCACCGCCCGCAUACAUUGCAUUUGCCUCUUCCAUGGUCGCCGACCCGAGAUUCACCACCAAAGCGCAAUCGCGAGACGCCGCCAGAGGCUCCGAUGCCGCGCUGCGAUACCUGCAAUGCGUGCACACGACGAUAGACGACCCCGCAUACCCAACGAUAAGGAAAGCCUUCAUGUUCCCAAGAGAACGCAGCAGGAGGAGCGCGCCCAGCUACAGGGCUAGUGCAAGUCUAUCACCCCAGCUGAGCAGCGACAUCAAGCGGAUAGCUGGCGAGGCUGCCAACGAGAAGAGCUUGUGGUAUCGUGCAGACGACUUCUGGCAUGCUGUAGGGUGGGCGUUCAAUUGCGCGAUAAAGCACAAGAAACGGUGGAAUCGAUGGAAACUGUGGCUGAGGGUCAUGCUCGACUUCCUCGAAGCCGAUUGGGAUGUCUGCGUCAAGCAAAGCAACCAAGAGGAAGCGAGCGCAGAGACAACCCUCCAGCAGAGUCUCCUCUGGCACUACAUAACCGGCGACGAGACAGCAAUGAAUCGCGCAAAGAGGCGCCGGAUCAUCAGAGCUGUACUCGCAACGGCGACACCCGACUCGCUCAAAGACUACCCGGAAGUCUGGGAGAGGGAGACAGCAGAGCCGAGACGUAAAAGAAAUGAAGACCAGCCAGUGGGCGAGGUUGACUUCGAGACUGGGGAGCUGGCGGAUUAUGGUAGCGACGAAGAUAUGCAGGACGCAUCGGACGACGGCGGGGAUGAGAGUGGCGACGACACGUCUUCGGAGACCAGCGAUAAAGGGAUUAAGAACGUACACGACGCCAUAGAGCGCCUUGGCGGACAGGACGCGAUCGAGCUGCGGCAGCGUCUCAUAGCACUCCUCGCCGAAGUGGCCGUAGAGCUACCGGAACUCUUCACCCGGAUAUAUGACCUCUGCGACAACAUCUUGGAAGAGUUCAGUCAGGUCCCGACCAUGACCUUUCAGGUGCUUUUGUCUACGAUGAAGCUACCCGACGACAUUCGAGUCGCCUUCACCGCGAACCUUCUACAUGGUAUGAUAGCCAGCAAGCCACCAAGCUUCUUUCUCCGAGACCCUAUUCAACAGGAUUUCGAAAAGACUCUUCUUCCACUGAAAGGAACAACGCAAAGCUUUGCAGCAAACACCAAGAUCUCACUCAUACUGGAACAGUUGUUCAUGCACAUGAUGAAGAACAAUGCUCUUGCCCCUAAUCCAGCUCUUCGCAAGGCUAUGGAGGCUGGUAUCCAAGCGCGACGUAGUGUAUAUGGUACGGGUAAAGGCAAGAGAGGCAACGCUGAGGAAGAAGAGCAAGCGAAGAAACUGCUACAGGAAAGCUCGGACAGGCUGUUGGGAUUGCUUGAGGUAUUGGAGAUGGCUCAUGGUAAAACUCCGCAGUCGACAAGAGUGAAGGAAUCCGCACUGCUCUCUUUUGGCUCGGGCUCGUCGCUUUCUCCUGCGCCUGAUAGCGAGACCGAGCCUGAAGACUGA
Alternaria metachromatica is the source of this 1767-nucleotide messenger RNA. RefSeq lists its product as uncharacterized. Bases 1 to 1767 code for a protein of 588 amino acids. The transcript has 3 exons. NCBI's taxonomy places the organism in Eukaryota, Fungi, Ascomycota, Dothideomycetes, Pleosporales, Pleosporaceae. The record is from RefSeq and is a predicted model, not a curated record.